Molecule: messenger RNA, 1884 nt
Organism: Benincasa hispida (wax gourd)
Lineage: Eukaryota; Viridiplantae; Streptophyta; Magnoliopsida; Cucurbitales; Cucurbitaceae
Product: glycine-rich protein
Source: RefSeq, a predicted model, not a curated record
AUAGGCCUUAACCCUCUUUCCUUAAUCGCUCUCUUAAAUUGAGUCUCCAUUCUCAGCUCCUCUCUCUUCCCCCAAUCGCGUCCUCUUUCCCCUGACAGAAACCUUUCAAAACCCUCGCUCAACUGCCCCCCCUUCACCACCGAUUCUUGGUGGUGCUCCGACGAUCACCUUCUUUUCCACCGCCUUCGCCGGACUUAACAAUGGCGGCUGCCGCUCCCUCUGAUGUCUCCGAUGGACCAGUCCUCAGCCUCAUCAACAAGCGUCUCCGCGCCCUUCGCAAGAAACACAAUCGUAUCAUUCAGAUGGAAGAAGCUAUUUCUCAGGGAAAGCCCAUCAACAAGGAGCAAGAAGAAGUCCUCCGCUCUAAGCCUUCUGUCACCGCCCUCAUCGAUGAACUUGAAAAGCUUCGCCAACCGCUAUCAUCGGCUGUCUCUGAGGAAAUCAACUUGGCUGUACAACGCCAACAGGCGAGUGUCUCCUCUCAACCUGUUUCAACCGAUGAUUCGCCUACGGAGGUUAGGGAUGAAAAGACGAAUGAUGAGAAAGACCAGUCCGAACACGCUAUGGUUGAGGACCUUCUAAACCUCCUCUAUUUUGGCUCUUUGUUUGACGUUAAGUCUCAAAGCGAUUUCACUUCGACGAUGCUUACGAGAACGCACGAAAGAAGUUGCUGCAUCACCUACGAUUAUGUCACAGACGAUGCUACCGAUCUUCUUGCCGAGAGGGAUUUGGAUUUGAUAUCGACGAUGAGCGGCCUAUUGGUCUCUCGUCCCGUAGAUUCGAAUUUGCCGCAUAAGAAUGCGUUGGAGCGUUGCAUCGAACACGCUAAACUCUGGCUCACGAAGGCUGACCAACCUAUUGAGCCCAACACGGAUGUUACUUAUGCGAACUUGAGGGAGAGACUGCACAAGAUCAUGGCGUCGGAUUACUUCACUACCACGCCUGAGAUUAAAGGUCCUGUUGAAGUAGCUGCGGUUGCUGCAGGAAGCUAUGCCAAUUUUCAGGUUCCGGUGGCUGUCCAUGAAGAAGAUUCAGAUGAAAAAUUCCAACAGACGGUGACCCUCCCUAAAGACAAGAAUAGCCUUACACAUGAUUUUUGCAGAUUUGGAUCCUUUGAUUUGAAAGAUAUUGUUGAAGAGGAUGUUGACGUGGGAGACUUGCAAGGAGAUGAUAUCAGUGAUGGUCAACCUGGUUCUGCUGACGAGAUGCCUGGGGAUGUGCAAGAGACCGGAAACUCUUCUGAAUUCGUCCCACAGCAAGAAGUGAGACCAGAAGAAGAAUUCGAACAGAAACAUGCGGAUGGAGAUGCAAAAGAACAGCAGUAUGUUCCUCGAAGGGGGGGAUAUAUGAACCAAAGAGGUGGCCGCAGUGUUGGUGGCCGAAGAGGAUAUUCUAAUGGCCGUGGAGGUCGAGGUGAUGGAAGAGGAGGAGGAUCCUACCAGAAUGGACGCACUCGAUAUUAUGAUCAGUCAGGAAACUAUUACCAGAGGAACUACUACAAUGGUCGAGGAAGAGGUGGUAGGGGUGGGGGUGGCCACUCUUACAACAGUCAUGGUUCCUCCCAAGGUGCUCCUAACUCGAGUAUUGGCGUGGCUUCCUGACGGUCUCGAUGUCCUCGGGGUGUUUCUCAGAAGUGGGUGGGUGAUGCGAAUGUUUGUUGCUUUUCAUUUUUUCUCUGGAUGUUGGUCCUCGUUGAUUUCACCAUCCAAGAUCUUGGCCUUUUUUUUUUGUAGUCCCUAGUUUUGAUGGAUCCAAUGGAACCUGUAUAAAAAAGACAGAUAUCGCAAAAACCAUUUGAUCCUAAGUUAUUUUGUGGACAUGAGGUGCUUUUGUUUUAGACGUAUAUGCUAAGGUAUGAUAUGCUUAUCUUUUCUUUUCUGGUUA